Parnassius mnemosyne (clouded apollo) is the source of this 1158-nucleotide messenger RNA. NCBI's taxonomy places the organism in Eukaryota, Metazoa, Arthropoda, Insecta, Lepidoptera, Papilionidae. The record is from the annotation of a GenBank genome assembly.
AUGAAAAGAAUGUUAGAAUUUUAUACGAACAUCAACUCUGGACUGACGCAGGAGGGCAUGCAGCCGCCGCUUGUCUGCACCGGCAGAUCAGAGCUGAGCGCGAGCAUAAAACGCGAGAAGAUCGUCGAGAUCUGCGAAGGAUGCGGUCAGAAGAUCCAGGACCGUUUCCUCAUGCGGGUGGGCGAGCUCUCCUGGCACGAGCACUGUCUCAGCUGCUGCGUGUGCGGCUGUCCACUCACCCACACGUGCUUUACAAGGAAUGCGAAGCUCUACUGUAAACCCGACUACGAUAGAUUGUUCGGGGUGAAAUGCACCAGAUGCGGCGACCGACUGCUCCCACAGGAGAUGGUGAUGCGUGCGCAGCAGUACGUCUUUCACAUCCAAUGCUUCGUCUGCGUGAUGUGCUGCCAACCUCUGCAGAAAGGCGAGCAAUAUGUCAUCAGAGCUGGUCAGAUAUUUUGUAGGCAGGACUUCGAGAAGGAAAUGUACCUUAUGCAGCACGCUGAAGAUGACAUGAUCAUUGAUGACUCAGAGCGCCCUCGAGAUGGUCGUCGUGGUCCAAAACGUCCGCGAACUAUUUUAACUUCGGCCCAACGGAGACAGUUCAAAGCAUCAUUCGAAGUUAGCCCGAAGCCUUGUCGCAAAGUUCGCGAGGCUCUUGCCAAAGAUACCGGCUUGAGCGUCCGUGUAGUACAGGUUUGGUUUCAAAACCAAAGAGCUAAAAUGAAAAAGAUUCAAAGAAAAGCUAAACAAGAAGGCGACAAGAAUACAGACAAGGAGAAAGAUAAAGACGAAAAGAACAUCAAACAAGAAUCGCCAUCGAGUGAUCAUGGAAACUACCUUGGCUUGGAUAGCUCGUACUCAGCAUCCAGUCAACCACUGAAUCCAAAUUUGCCCUACUCACCAGAUGAUUAUCCCGCUCAUUCCGGCGACAGUUUUUGCAGCUCGGACAUAUCGCUGGACGGCAGCAACUUUGAUCAGUUAGACGAGGGCACGUCUGACACCAUGAGCCUACAGAAUCUGGAGGUGCAACACCAUUCGCACCAGCACUCCGCGCACUCGGCCCACGAGCCUUUGAAUCUAGGCACCGGCGCUGUUGUCAACCCCAUCGACAAGCUGUACCUCAUGCAGAACUCCUAUUUUAGCACGGAUCAUUGA